This is a messenger RNA of Clonostachys solani, 513 nucleotides long. The record is from the annotation of a GenBank genome assembly. Lineage: Eukaryota; Fungi; Ascomycota; Sordariomycetes; Hypocreales; Bionectriaceae.
AUGCAGGGAUUACUCAAGGCAAUCGUGUUUGCCUCUCUUGCAACACUUGGUUCUACCGCGUGUUUCGAAGUCGCAGCAACGGGUGGGAGCUGUAGUGCUGCUGGUUCAACUGGCGUGGUUACAGCUGUAUCCACGGCGAAAAGCGUUGAACAAUGUGGAACUGCUUGUGGCGCCUCCACCCUGGGAGACAGCCAGAAUCACUUGUACUACACCGGCGUCAAACCGAUAUCUAUUUUACAAACCCGUUUCUUGCCCGUCAUCGACGAUUGUGUCCUCAACGAUCGAAUCUUCAACUAUCCCGUCUUCAACUAUCCCAUUGACAACGACCCCCUCUUCGACAAGCGAAUCAUCUGUUGUAACGCCAUCUUCGACCGACCUAUCUUCCACAGUUCUAUCGUCAGCUACCCCAUCUUCGACACCACUUUCCACAAGCCUUUCUUCCUCAAUCCCCUCUUCCGACACUCCAUCUUCGGCAAUCCCAUCUUCAACAACACCAUCUUCUUCAACACCUGA